GCAGCAGGAGGGAGCACAGAGAUGUUUGGAGGCUUUUCCUUUUUUUUUUUUUUAAUAUAAAAUUAUUUAUUUAAAUAAAAAUGGCCGCCGUGGAGAGCGGAGAGGAGAGACUAGAGGAGGGUCAAGAGGGUGAGGACGAACCUGUCGACCCCCAGCCUCCCACCAGAGAGAGAGCCAGGUCACACAGUAAGACCAAGAAGGCUCGCAGGGAACGUCGCCAUGCCGACCAGGGGGCGGAGAGCACCGCCUCGACAGCGGCUGGCGCAGAGGUGGAGUCACAGAGCCAGGGUUCGGAGCCAGUGGCCGGCCCGUCGGAGCCGGGGUCAGAGUCAGCGGCCGGCAGUGAGUCUGCGGGUUCUCCCAGGCAGCGGCGCUCCAUCAUUCGGGACCGCGGGCCACUGUACGAUGACCCGUCGCUGCCUGAAGGCUGGACCCGCAAACUCAAGCAGAGGAAAUCUGGACGCUCAGCGGGGAAGUUCGAUGUCUACCUGAUCAACUCUGAGGGAAAGGCGUUUCGUUCCAAGGUGGAGCUCAUCGCCUACUUCCAGAAGGUUGGGGACACAACCACUGACCCCAACGAUUUUGAUUUCACUGUUACCGGACGUGGAAGCCCCUCCCGACGUGAGAAGCGGCCCCCCAAGAAACCAAAAGUGGUUAAACCAUCGGGGCGAGGCCGCGGCAGGCCUAAAGGCAGCGGAAAGAUGCGCCAGGCAACGGAGGGCGUGGCCAUGAAGCGUGUGGUUGAGAAAACUCCGGGUAAACUGUUGGUCAAGAUGCCCUUCAGCAAGGCAGAGUCCACCACUGGUACCACCUCCACUGCCUCAAAGGUGGUGUCUCCUGCCCAGGUGUCCACCAAGUCCCGUCCUGGCAGGAAGAGGAAAUCAGAACAAGAACUUCCGGCUCCACCACAGACCACCCCCAAAAAGCGGGGCAGGAAACCAGCCUCCGCCACAGCAGCAUCAACUGUUGCCGUGGCAUCCUCCUCUGCAGCAUCAACCUCUGGUAGCUCAACAGUAGGGAGCUACGCUGCAGCCGCCAUCUUGGCCGCUGAGGCCAAACGGAGAGCGGCCAAGGAGUCUUCCACCAAACCUGUCGUCCAGGAAACAGCCCUGCCAAUCAAAAAACGCAAAACCAGAGAGACAAUAGAGGAGCCAGAGAGCGUUCAGACUCCAGCAGCUACGACAACUGAGACUGUAAGGAGGUCUAGUGCAGGUGGGGGGGAGGGAAGUACGGGGGAAGGAGCACCCCCAACCUCAGAGCCUCAGUCCGCCCCUUCCGAGCAGAGCCAGUCACAAUCACAGAAGCAGCCUACUGGUUCAGAGGAAAGUCAAACACAUGGACACAAAGUGCAUAAAGGGAGGAAGCACAAGGAGAAAUCGGGGAUCGCAGCAGGAGACGGAGGAAGCAAAGGAGAGGACGUAGGUGAAGAUGGAGGUGAAAAGGAAGGAGAAGGAGGAGGAGGAGCAGCAGGAGGAGGAGGAAGGAGUAGCAGCAGCAGCAGUAGCAUUAGUCCAUCAAAAAGCCACAAACGGAAGGACCGGCCACCUCACAAACACCACCACCAUCACCACCAUCACCAUCAUCAUCAUCGACACCAACAGUCUUCUGCCUCCACAUUAGAUCAGCCACCUCCUCCUCCUCCUCCUCCCCCUCCUCCUCCACCACCUCCUCCUCCUCCUGCUUCCUCCAGCCAGGCCAGACCUGAAGUAGAGCCGCAGACUACACCGUUACACCCCACCACCCAACAAUCCCAGCAAGCUCCUCCCAAAUCCCAAUCCAAGUCUGCUGCUCAGUCCCUGUCUGAGCCUCGGCAUCCUCCACCUCAACCACGCCACCCGCCCCAACCCCGUCCCCAACCACAGUCCCCCAGUCAGCCUCAAGCCCAGCCUCGUUACCCUGCACCCCAGUCCUCUCCUACCAAGCAUACCCAACCACAGCUACGGCCCCAACAACCCCAGUCCCAAACCCACAGUCAGCACCAGGCCUACCCCCAAAAAGCUCAAUCACAGCCUGUCCAAACCCAGCAUGCUCCACCUCAGUCACACCGUUCUCAGUCCCCAUCCAUCUCGCACGUCCAUCCGCCCCAGACGAGGCAUCAACAUCCGCAAACCCAGUCCGCCACAGCACUCCAACCUCAGACCCAGCCCAGGCACCCGUCUCAACCGCAAACUCAGCUCAAACAACUGUCUCAACCCCAACCCCGGCAGUCGAUGCAGCCUCAAAUCCAACCCACAGCCAGGACCCCAGCCCAACCUCAGACUCCACCCCAGUCCAGAACCCCAGCGCAAUCUCAGCCUCAACUCCAGUCCAGAACCCCUGUCCAAACUCAGCCUCAACCACAGUCCAGGUCCCAAUCCCAAACUCAGCCUCCAACCCAGUCCAGGACCCCAACCCAACCUCAGCCUCACCUGCAAUCCAGGCAUCAAGCACAGCCUCAACCGCAGACAAGGCACCCUUCGCAACACCAAGUUCAGACUCAAUACAGACCACAACCCAGACAGUCUCUCUCCCAACCUAGACCACCCCAGUCCCAGUCCCAAGCACAACCACACUUUCAGCGGAUUCAAACACAGCCGCGGCCCCACCCACAGCUCGCCAGGUCCCACCUGCAGCAUCUCUCGCCACACCGACCGUCUGUCAGCCUAAAUAGACCCAAUCCGGUCCCGUCUCAGCAAAACCAGAGCGAACAGCCCCAAGACCUGAGCACCACGCGGCCCGGCCGAGGAAGCCUGCUGCCAAGCCGGGAAGUCAGCGCGGAGGGGAGAGGGGGGCUGGCGGUGGCAUCAUCGGAAAGCAGAGAGAUUUUAGGAGGAGAAAGAGGGUCAAACAGCACCUCAAGACCUCCCGGCUCAAUGGCUUCUGGUCCUCCAGGAGGAACCGGGGCCGGAGUUGGUCUUGUGCCGGGGGCGGAGGGGCGGGCCAGACUCCGGGCGGAGCCAGAGGCAGCAGGUGAGGGCAGGGAGCUCAGAGACAUCGUCCCCCAGUCCGCCGUUCCCUGCCCCAGCCGUGAAGAGACCGUAGAGUCACGGACUGCCGUCAGCGAGAGAGUCAGCUGAUUGGUCGGGCUUGAUGAACAGGCUGACUGAUCGGUGGACUGACUGAGUCAGCACCAGGUGGAAGAGGAGUGUGACUGGGCUGUCCAUGGAGGAUUCAUGUUUUUACACUGUUUUCAGAUAGAAGGAUAGCGUCACACAGCUGGUAGGACGUUCUCAGAUUCUACUCCGUUUGAUUCUGUCUGGAGACUCUGUAAAGUUGUGGAUUUGAGAGCCGAAGCUGGCGCUGAGGGACAGCAGAAGAGAAGAACGGAUAGUGUCUUUUUAUAGGAAAAACAAAACGAAAAGGAAAAAUCGAUACAAAAAAAAAAAAAAAAAAGUGUGUGUGUAUAUAUAAUCAAAAGGCAGCUGUU
Scomber scombrus (Atlantic mackerel) is the source of this 3406-nucleotide messenger RNA. It is a transcript of the gene mecp2, whose product is annotated as methyl CpG binding protein 2. Gene Ontology annotation, cellular component: heterochromatin; nucleus. The record is from RefSeq and is a predicted model, not a curated record. Bases 81 to 3056 code for a protein of 991 amino acids. Gene Ontology annotation, biological process: negative regulation of transcription by RNA polymerase II. NCBI's taxonomy places the organism in Eukaryota, Metazoa, Chordata, Actinopteri, Scombriformes, Scombridae. The transcript has 6 exons. Gene Ontology annotation, molecular function: double-stranded methylated DNA binding; chromatin binding; methyl-CpG binding.